AUGAAGCAAGACGAGGUUGAAGGAGAUGAUUAUGAUGUUGACAAGAUCAAUUCUGAAAAAGAAAACAGAGAAAAAUUGGCAAAGAGUCAGGUGGUGGAAUUGGUUAAGACGGGAGAUCUUUUCCUCAACAAAACAGUUUUGAAAGCGAGGUUUGAGUUAUGUGCAAUGAAGCAUAACUUUCACUACACAGUUACCAACUCCAAUAAAUCAGUUUGGUGUAUUAGAUGUGCUGAUAAGGUGUGCUUUUGGGGUGCUCGAGCUGAGUGUUUGAAGGGCUCCACAUAUUUUAUUAUUAAGAAGUAUGUCGGUGUACAUUCCUGUGCACCUUCAAACAAAACCAGUGCCGGAAAGACAGCUUCAGCGAAAACGAUAGGCAGUCUGCUAAUGCAUAAAUAUGAAGGUAUCAAGGAAGGGCCUAAAGCGAAAGAUAUUGUUCAGAUUAUGCGUAAUGAUUAUGGAUGUGAGAUCUCUGAUUCUUUAGCAUGGGAUUCCCGUGAAUAUGCAGUCAACGCUGUUAGAGGUAUUCCAGAGGAAAGUUAUGGGAAAAUACCAAAAUACUUGCACAUGCUGCGAGAGGCCAAUCCGGGUACACAUUCCUCUUACAAGACUGACGUCGAUGGUAGAUUUCGAUAUCUGUUUAUAGCGUUUGGUCAAUCGAUCAGAGGCUUUAACAUAGUCAUGAGGCGUGUCAUUGUUGUCGAUGGAACAUUCUUGAAGAGUAAAUUCAAAGGGGUGCUACUGGUUGCAACUGCUAUAGAUGGAAAUUCAAAUUUAUAUCCUAUUGCAUUUGGGAUAGUAGAUUCUGAGAAUGAACAGUCUUGGGAAUGGUUUAUGAGACAGUUAAAAGUUGUUGUUGCUGAUGAUAAUGGUUUGGCUUUUAUUUCGGAUAGACAAGUGUCAAUAGCGAAGGGGAAGGGAUUAGCUGGGUUGAUUUCUAAGGCUUCAAAGGCUUAUAGAGUGGUUGAUUUCAAGAAGACGUUUGCUCAUGUUUGCAAUAUCAGUCCAGCAACUGGAAAUUAUCUUAUGGAAGCAGAUGUCAAAAAGUGGGCUAGAUGUCAAUUUCAUGGAUACAGGUAUGACAUUAGGACAAACAAUCCUGCAGAUUCGAUAAAUUCUGCGUUGCGUUCGCCGAGAGAGUUUCCCGUAAUUCCUUUGUUGGACAGUAUUAGAGAAAUGCUGACACGCUGGUUUUUUAAGCGUAAGAAGUUGAUUUCAAAGCACACCCACCGUUUGACCAUAGAUGUGGAGGAAAAGAUUGAUAGGAGAAUUGGAAAGGGGAAAACUUUCAGAGUUUACCCUGUAACCGAUAGCCAGCUGCUUGUUAAAGGCGAUACAAUUGACUGCUUUGUUGAUUUGGACAAACGGACUUGUUCUUGUGGGAAGUACGACCUCUUGAAAAUCCCUUGUAGACACGCAAUAAAAGCUGGUUUCUUUGUUGGUAGAGAACCAUAUACAUUGACUGAUUUUUUGUAUACCACGGGACCUUGGAGAGAAGCUUAUCAAGAAAGCAUAAAUCCUAUUUCAGUUCCUGAAGAUGGUUGGUCUGUCCCACAAGUUGUGGAAAAUUCUGAAGUGCUACCGCCUGAGACAAGAAGAUCUCUUGGAAGAAAUAGAAAACGUAGAUAUGAAACUGUUGAAGACAAAAUCCGAUCAUCACAAGGAUCACAGGGGGGGUCAGUCUCGUAA
Brassica napus (rape) is the source of this 1686-nucleotide messenger RNA. RefSeq lists its product as uncharacterized. Bases 1 to 1686 code for a protein of 561 amino acids. The record is from RefSeq and is a predicted model, not a curated record. NCBI's taxonomy places the organism in Eukaryota, Viridiplantae, Streptophyta, Magnoliopsida, Brassicales, Brassicaceae. Gene Ontology annotation, molecular function: zinc ion binding. The transcript has 2 exons.